Molecule: messenger RNA, 680 nt
Organism: Acaromyces ingoldii
Lineage: Eukaryota; Fungi; Basidiomycota; Exobasidiomycetes; Exobasidiales; Cryptobasidiaceae
Exons: 4
Coding region: 57-623 (188 amino acids)
Cellular component (GO): EMC complex
Source: RefSeq, a predicted model, not a curated record
CUCCACGACGACCACGACGAAGACGCCCGCCGCUCCUGCUGCUGCUGCUACCCAACAUGAAGUUGAGCGACGAAGCAUACACGACUGCGAUUCUGCAUGCAGCCAAGCACCCGGCAUCGAGCGUGACGGGCCUCCUCGUGGGCGGUUCGACGCAGUCGGUCGAGCGUGUCGUACCCCUUGUUCACAACUGGACGGAUCUCGCGCCCAUGACUGAGGUAGCCUCCUCCCUGGUCGAGGCAUCGCUUAGUUCCACAGAAAAGAUUGUGGGCGUCUACCACGCGCCGGCGUCCGCGAUCGAGACGAGCGCGGCGCCAUCCGCCGUCAAGCUGGCACAGGUCGUUGCAAGGAAGCUGAGCACCGACGCUGUGCUUCUCCAGGUCAACAAUGCGCUGCUGGCUUCGACGACAGCCCAUGCGCUCCAACCGUUCAGCGUCUCGGCAUCCGGACAGGUCAGGAGCGUGCCAGUCGCCGACGUCGCGCUCGCCGAUGGACAAGCGAGCAUCGAGCGAGUCAAGUCGGAGGUGGCAAAGGGGACGUGGGAGCACAUCGUGGACUUUGAUGAUCAUCUGCAGGACACGAGCUUGAAUUGGCUGCAGCAACGGCCAAGAGCCGCUGUGGCGUAAUGUCUGUUAUUAUAGAAUACAGAGUGGCUACUAUAUCGAUGAGCGAGACCAGACGGG